AUGCUCCCGAACGGGCUGAAGAUCCCGGCACUGCUGAAGACGCGUCAGACACGUUUAGCCCGUCCUCUCCGCCGACGGCAUGGUCUACAUCAAAGCGUUUUCCUUAUCCCGGUGCGCUACCCGACCAUAGCUGUGGUUGUACCAUCACCAUCACCGCCCUGGAGGCAAGGAGCCACCAGGACAAGCACAAGUGCCGCUGCAGCAGUAUGCAAGAAGCGACUCCGCUCAGGUCGAGGCACCGGCAAGCACCAAGAUGCGAACACCACCUGUGACAAAGAACAGCCUUAUACAGAGACCUUUAAUCAGGUCAUUUUCGACUCUUCGGACUCUUCCAUUCCCGUUUCAUCACAUUGCUCUGGUGCUAUCCAGGGUAUACGUGGGAAUGCUCUCCUCACGGUCGAAUCUCAUGCUGGCCUGAAACCGGCAUAUUUCUUUACUUUCGUACCCGACCCUAGCCCGAUGCUGUCUCAACCCCACACGGCGAUUAUCUCAGGGAAACAAAGACGGUACACGUCAGACGAGAAUGCGCUGCUGGUACGGCUGAAGGAGAAAAGAGGCAAUGUCAUGGCCAGAGAUUACGGCUCACUUCCCAGGUCGAAAUAUGUCAUCUCUUCAAGUCCACUAUUCAACCAAAGUACGCCCCAAGACCAGCUCUCGGUCUGGAAAAACCGAGGAGAUGCGGAUAAGAGACUAUGUUCUCGGUAUACUCCUUGGCUCGCGCCUGUCGAUUUUUCGCUGUAUACAGCAUCUUUCGUGGUCGUUAGUUCCAAUAAUACAAAAAUGAGGGGUAGCUUUGUGUGCUAA
Penicillium malachiteum is the source of this 804-nucleotide messenger RNA. RefSeq lists its product as uncharacterized. The coding region runs from base 1 to 804 and encodes 267 amino acids. Lineage: Eukaryota; Fungi; Ascomycota; Eurotiomycetes; Eurotiales; Aspergillaceae. The transcript is spliced from 2 exons. The record is from RefSeq and is a predicted model, not a curated record.